CAUUUUCUUCCAUCAGAUAUAUAACAACUCAGAUUCAUAUCUGCAAGUAAAAGAUAAUGUAGACUUCAUUUCAUUACCAACGAGUUUGUCAAAACAUCUGGAAACCGAAGAUCAGUCUGCCCUCUCAAGGAUUACGUUUUUCUCUAUGCAGGAUGAUAAGCUAUAUAGGGUAACACAAAAUUCCAGUACCAAAGCAAAUACUAUGAUUAACAGUAAUAUUAUUGCUGCUAAUAUUCCUAACAUUAAAGUAACCAACCUCGAUGAACCAGUUAACAUAUCAUUCAAUUUAAUAGAUCAGAAUGCCACCAACCCACAGUGUGUUUAUUGGGAUGAAUCUCCUGGACAGAUUCCCAAAUGGUCACCCAAAGGCUGUAAUGUAUCCAAGUAUGAACCUGGACAGAAAGCACUUGUUCCUGUGACCAUCUGACAAGUUUUGCCCUA
Octopus sinensis (East Asian common octopus) is the source of this 441-nucleotide messenger RNA. RefSeq names its product latrophilin-like protein LAT-2. The transcript is spliced from 3 exons. The record is from RefSeq and is a predicted model, not a curated record. NCBI's taxonomy places the organism in Eukaryota, Metazoa, Mollusca, Cephalopoda, Octopoda, Octopodidae. Bases 146 to 427 code for a protein of 93 amino acids.